Salvelinus namaycush (lake trout) is the source of this 3543-nucleotide messenger RNA. RefSeq names its product electrogenic sodium bicarbonate cotransporter 4-like. Lineage: Eukaryota; Metazoa; Chordata; Actinopteri; Salmoniformes; Salmonidae. Gene Ontology annotation, molecular function: monoatomic anion transmembrane transporter activity; sodium:bicarbonate symporter activity; solute:inorganic anion antiporter activity. The transcript has 26 exons. Bases 1 to 3543 code for a protein of 1180 amino acids. The record is from RefSeq and is a predicted model, not a curated record. Gene Ontology annotation, cellular component: plasma membrane. Gene Ontology annotation, biological process: bicarbonate transport; monoatomic anion transport; regulation of intracellular pH.
AUGGACCAUGAGCGAAUGGGAGACCGGGGUAUGGGAGACCGGGGUAUGGGAGACCGGGGUAUGGGGGGCAUUCACCAUGGAUAUGAUGAGGAGGAGGACCAGCAGAACAUCUACAUCGGUGUCCCGGUGCCUCGUGGGUACAGACGAAAACGCCGGCGAAGACGUUCUGCGGGGGGCCGUGAGGCAGCAGACAAGGAGAGGGGGGACAGACACUACGACCACCACAGACACCAUGACCAUGACGACAGAGACAGAUACAGGGACCUAGAGGAGGGACUCAUAGACCCACAUGACCUCCAAGUCCCUCAAGACAUCAACCGCACAAUGUCCCCUGCAGCUGAGCGGCUGCGCUAUAUCCUGGGAGAGGACGAUGACAUGCCCACCCCCACACUGUUCACUGAGAUGGACACGCUGCAGCAGGACGGGGAUGAGCUGGAGUGGAAAGAGUCUGCUAGGUGGGUGAAGUUUGAAGAGAAGGUGGAGGAGGGAGGAGAGAGGUGGAGCAAGCCCCAUGUGUCCACCCUGUCCCUGCACAGUCUGUUUGAGCUGAGGACCUGUAUACAGACCGGCACUGUGCUGCUUGAUCUGGAGGGAUACUCACUGCCACAGAUAGUUGAUGAAAUCAUUGAACAGCAGGUAGACGAGGGCAUGCUAUCUCCUGACCUGAGAGAGAAGAUCAGCUUUGUCCUCCUGAGGAAGCACAGGCACCAGACCAAAAAGCCUAUCCACCGCUCUCUGGCUGACAUGGGCAAGGCCAGCGGUGGUGGUGCCCGUGAGUCCCGUAGUCCAGGUGCAGCAGCCGCAUUCAACCGCUCCACAGAAGACCUCCGCAUGAAAUCACAGCCAGGAGGCUAUGGUCGUCUGCGUCAUGCCCAAAGUAGGAGCAUGAAUGACAUUUCAGACACUCCGAGCACAGACCAGCUAAGGAAUAAGUUCAUGAAAAAGAUCCCUAGAGAUGCUGAGGCAUCUAAUGUUCUGGUGGGUGAAGUGGACUUCCUGGAUAAGCCCUUUGUAGCCUUUGUCCGCCUGGCCCAGGCCACCACUCUGGGAGGACUGACAGAGGUUCCUGUGCCCACCAGAUUCCUGUUUAUUCUGUUGGGGCCAACAGGAAAAGCCAAGUCCUAUAAUCAGAUCGGUCGAGCCAUAGCUACCCUAAUGGUGGAUGACCUGUUCAGUGAUGUGGCGUACAAGGCUAGAGAUCGAGAGGAUCUGAUUGCAGGUAUAGAUGAGUUCCUGGAUGAGGUGAUCGUGCUGCCGCCCGGAGAGUGGGACCCCAAAAUACGUAUCGAGCCCCCUAAAAAAGUGACCUCGGCUGACAAGAGGAAGUCAGUGUUCUCUCUGAAUGAGCUGGGUCAGCCGAAUGGUGCGGCGGGAGGAGGUGGAGGCCUCGCUGAGGAUGAGGAGAUGCCAGUGGCUCACGAACUGGGAGAGGAGCUGGCACACACUGGGAGGUUCUGUGGAGGUCUGUUUCUUGACAUCAAGAGAAAAAUACCCUGGUUGCUUAGUGACUUCUAUGAAGGCUUUCACAUCCAGUCCAUCUCUGCUGUGCUGUUCAUCUACCUGGGCUGCAUCACCAACGCCAUCACCUUCGGAGGCCUGCUGGGAGACGCCACAGACAACUACCAGGGUGUGAUGGAGAGUUUCCUGGGCACAGCGUUGUCAGGAACAGUAUUCUGUCUGUUUAGUGGUCAGCCCCUCAUCAUCCUCAGCUCUACUGGACCUAUCCUCAUCUUUGAGAAACUGCUCUUCGAAUUCAGCAAGAACAAUGGCAUAGACUACAUGGAGCUGCGUCUGUGGAUCGGGAUCCACUCCUGUUUGCAGUGCUUCCUCCUGGUCGCCACGGACGCCAGCUACAUCAUCAAGUACAUGACCCGUUUCACAGAGGAGGGCUUCUCCAGCCUCAUCUCCUUCAUCUUCAUCUCUGACGCCAUCAAGAAGAUGAUGGGCUCCUUCAAAUACUACCCCAUCAACACCGACUUCAAGCCAGACUAUGUCACCGCCUACAAGUGCGAGUGCCUGGCCCCAGACCCCAUGGCUUCAAUGAUAUUCAAUGGUUUAGUGCCAGUGCCAACUGAUAACACCUCUAGUCUCUUUGGAUUAAACAUCACAGGCCUGGACUGGAGCCAGCUCAGUAAGAAGGAGUGUGUGAAGUACGGAGGCUCUCUGGUGGGCAACACCUGUAAGUACGUCCCUGACCUGGCCCUCAUGUCCUUCAUUCUGUUCUUCGGGACCUACUCCAUGACCGUCUCCCUCAAGAAGUUCAAGUUCAGUCGCUACUUCCCCACCAAGCUGCGGAAGCUCAUCAGUGACUUCUCCAUCUUCAUGGCCAUUAUGACCUUUGUGGGUCUGGACAGGUUAAUUGGGCUCAAAACCCCCAAGCUCAUCGUUCCCACAGAAUUUAAGCCCACACGUCCCGACCGGGGUUGGAUAGUGCUGCCGUUUGGGAAGAACCCAUGGUGGGUGUAUUUGGCCAGCUUCGUCCCUGCUCUCCUGGUCACCAUCCUCAUCUUCAUGGACCAGCAGAUCAGUGCUGUCAUUGUCAACCGGAAGGAGAACAAGCUGAGGAAAGGGUGUGGCUACCACCUGGACCUGUUCUGGGUGGGGGUGUUGAUGGCUGCCUGCUCCUUCUUGGGCCUGCCCUGGUACGUGGCAGCCACUGUCAUCUCCAUCGCCCACAUUGAUUCACUAAAGAUGGAGAGUGAGUCCAGCGCCCCUGGGGAGCAGCCUCAGUUCCUGGGUGUCAGGGAGCAGAGACUGACAGGGAUUCUGGUGUUUGUUCUGACUGGAGUCUCCAUCUUCUUGGCUCCCAUUCUACAGUUCAUACCCAUGCCAGUGCUCUAUGGUGUGUUUCUCUAUAUGGGCGUGGCAUCUCUCAGUGGCAUUCAGUUCUGGGAGAGGAUCAAGUUGUACAUGAUGCCUUCCAAGUACCAGCCAGACUUCCCUUUCCUGCGUCACGUGCCUCUGAGGAGGGUCCACCUCUUCACCCUGGUCCAGAUCAUCUGCCUGGCUGUCCUCUGGGUGCUCAAGUCCACCGUCCUGGCCAUCCUCUUCCCUGUCAUGAUCCUGGGGUUGCUGGUGGUGCGUAAGAUGCUGGACAUGGUGUUCUCUCAACACGACCUGGCCUGGAUAGAUGAUAUCCUGCCUGGGAAAGACAAGAAAAAGGAGAAGAAGAAGAAGAAGGGUGAUAAAGAUGACACGAAGAAGAAAGACAUGAAGAAAGGGAGAUCAGACGACAGCGAAGACGAGGAGAAGUACCACGCGUACUCCAACUGCUCGCCCAGCUCUGAGUCUGACGUGGACCGCAGGUACUGUGUGCUCAAACUACACGUCCCCUACAGUGACCUCCUUCAGCCCGUUGAUGCCCAGUCACACAUCACCCUGCAUCUGAAGAUCUCCUGCCCCUCGUCCCCGGCGGUGCCUAUGGCCCACGGCCGUGGCAUGGCCUUCCCCGUGCCCCAGGUGAAGAUCGAGAUGGAGUCGGACUACGACACAGACACUGACCACCCCCGCCACAGGGACAUGAGCAGCGAAACAACGCUGUAG